AUGAAGAUGAUAGACGUCCUACCCACAGAUAUUCUUACUGACAUCCUUUCGAGGCUACCGGUAAAAUCGGUUUGUUGCAUCAGAUGUGUAUCCAAGGCCUUAUUAAAGACGGUUGAUGACGUCUCGUUUGCCACAAUGCACAUGCGGCGUCGUUUACUUGAUGAUGUUCAUCAAGUACCUCGACUUGUUCUUCGUUCUUACUAUCGCUUUGAAGAACAAAGAAUGCAGACAUUCAAAUAUGAUGGCAACGACUUAUUGACAAAGAGCAAACCUGCAAUUAUUUCCGAAUUCAAGUCCCGACAGUAUUUUCAUAAGCAGGAUUUUGUUUUCUGCAACUUGUUUGGCUUUACUAGUCUUAGUACGAAAAAUGAAAGGUCAUGCUUGUUGGUGAAUCCUUUCAAGGGAGAAUUUCUAAUGCUCCCAACAACUAGUGAACUCCAAGCUCCAGCCAAUAUUUUCAGCAAUAGCGAUACUUACGGCAUGGGAUUUGAUACCAUGACCAACACCUACAAGAUUGUCCGCGUCUCCCGCUAUCUAAAGAAGGACUACCAGACCUACGUGGUGACGGCUGAAGUUCUUGUGUUGGGGACAAGCUCAUGGCGGGAAUUACCCUUAGCUCCUCCUUGCUAUCCAUCAAGAGAUGUGGCAUCAUCUACAUAUGAAGCCGUGCAUUGGCUGGUUAGUGAAUAUGACAACAACCACGGGUCGUCGAGACUUAUACUUUCUUUUGACUUCAAGAACGAGGAGUUCUAUUUGACUCCUCAUCCCUUCGCCUUAAAUGAAAAUCUGGAUUUUUUUUCUUUUGUUCACUUGCUUACUUUCAGGGGAUCUUUGGCCCUAGUGGAUGUUUCUUCGUCAAAUAUAGAGAUAUGGGUAUUGGUAUUGAAAAAUUAUGAUGGUAAGAAGAAACAUGAGUGGAAGCUAAAUUACAAAAUAGAUAUGCAACAACAUCCUCUUCGUGUUUGGCAUCAUACGUAUGAGCUUUUAGAGUUUGGUGAGUGGGAGCACGGCAUAUUUUUCCAUGAGAACUAUUGCUGUUUGAGAAAUAUAUUUUUUGUGGACCUCACACGUAUGUCCGUGAAGCUAUUCAAAGAUAGACUUGAUUUUAUGAUGGUCUAUAGUUGUACUGACAACAUGAUUUCUCUAAAGAAUUAUGGAGAUUUGGCAGAAGUAGAAGAACAAAGGUACACAAAGUUUAUUAUUGAGCGUGAAACACAAAGCGCUUAG
Prunus armeniaca (apricot) is the source of this 1227-nucleotide messenger RNA. The record is from the annotation of a GenBank genome assembly. NCBI's taxonomy places the organism in Eukaryota, Viridiplantae, Streptophyta, Magnoliopsida, Rosales, Rosaceae.